AUGUAAGAAUUAUCAAAACAUCAAAAUUUCAAUUAUGAAAUAAUAUCCAAUAACAACCAAAAAUAACUUUGCUAAGCACUUGCUAUGAAUAAAUAUAAUACUUUACUUCUUGUAGGAUCUUCAUAGAAAAUCAAAGUUUUUUACUUCAAAUAUAAAAAUCUAAAAUAAAUUCAACUAAUCAAUAAACAUAUAAAUGAAAUCACUACUCUCAACUUUUUUUAAAUAAAGCCUUGGUUUAUUUCAGGUUCAAGGGAUGGUUAAGUAAUUGUUUGGCCAUCUAAUUUAAUGAUGAAUUAAAAAUAUCUAAUAAAAUUUAAAGGUCAUUCUAAUUGGAUUAAUUGUUUUGUGUUAUAACAAACAUUACAAGAUCUCAUUAUUAGCUGUUCAAAGGAUUCUACAAUUAAAUUUUGGUCUAUUUAACUGUCUUCAUGUAUGCAAACUAUAAGGCUGUUUAAUUAAUAAAUUUACUCAUCAUCAAUAAAUAAUAUGGGAAAUAAAAUAAUUGCAUGCAGUAGCGACAAUUCAAUUAUAAUAUUAGAAGAAUUAAAUUGUUUUAAAUGGAUUAUAACACAAAGAAUUAUUGUUUCAAAUUUUGGAUAUAGAUUAUCUUUUAUUACAAAUACGAUAUUCGCAUUUUAACCUUAUAAAUAAUCUAAUUUAUAAAUAUAUUAUCUAAACUCUGGAAACUAGACAUUUUUUAAAAAGUUGGAAGUAUUAAUUGAAGGAGGAGAUUAACCUUGUAAUCAUUAUUUCCCUAUGGUAUAUGUACCUUUAAAAAACUUUCUACUAGUAAAACAUGGAUAUAAAUUGAAUUUAAUAAGUAUAGAUCUUUCAGACAAAGAAGAAAUUUUAGAAUGUAAAUUGUAAUAAGUAAUUGAUUUCAGAAAAGUCUUAUGGAGUUAAAUAUUUGGAACAAUGAGCCAGGAUGGAUAAUUCUUGAUUACUUGGGAUUUCAAAUCAUCUCUUAUAUAAUUAAGAGAAUAUAAGCACUUUCCAUGA
Molecule: messenger RNA, 999 nt
Organism: Paramecium sonneborni
Lineage: Eukaryota; Ciliophora; Oligohymenophorea; Peniculida; Parameciidae
Source: the annotation of a GenBank genome assembly